ACUAUAUAUGAAUCUUAAUGUUGUAUUUUAAAGGAAUUUCUAAACGUGUUCCUUAUUUAGUGUUUUACACUGGAUUAUCGUGAAAGCCUUGAGGUUAACAUUUAAAUUGUUGGAAGUAAAUGAUAUUUAUAAAAUUAAUAUCUGCACCAACGAAAGAUAAACACAAAGUUCUUCUUGGAAUUUCUAUCAGAUUUAUCUUUACAAUGUCUACCUAAUGUUUAGAAAAGGAAGUAAACUUCGGUUGAUAAUCAUUUUUGUAUGUAUUUACAUCUAGAUUUAUAAAAAUAAAAACUGAAGUUGUGGUUUACUUUAAAGAAAGGUUGAAAAAAAAAUGCAUUUUUAUAUUAAACAUGAAUUGAAACAGUAAAUUAAAAAUAACAACUCACAAACAUACCUUAUCCAGGUAGCGAAAUUUUAAACUGUGAGGUUUAAUGCGGUGAGGAAAUAAAGUGUGUUGUGAAACAGCAAAUCAUGGAUGUUUAAUGGUUUAGAUUUAUUCUCCUUCUGUAUCGAAAUGGAACAAUUUUGGAUUAAAAUUAAAAUAUGGCGAGAACAGAAACCUGCUUUUAAACAUGAAAUUUAUGAUUAAGAUGGCUGGUUCAUUACCAUGGCAAAGGUGUUCAAUAGUCCAUCCAGCUAGUCUUGCAAAGCACCCUCAAACGUGGACAAAAGAGGAAAUUGGGGCGUGGCUCAGCUGGUGUACAGAAGAAUACUCCAUUGAACCAAUUCCAUCUGAUAAGUUCGAUCUUAACGGAAAAGCACUUUGCCUGCUGUCACGUAGUGAUUUCAUGGAAAGAGUUCCAAGAAACGGCGAUGUUUUAUACAACUGUCUACAAACGUUGAUAUCAAAACAUGCUGGUAGUGGUGUGUUGUUUCAUCCGGGGCUACCAGGGACAAGUACCGUUCAGGAUGCUUAUCAGCCAUUUACUGGUGGUCAAAGAUCGUCAAUAUCGACAUCAAUAGCAACCUGUCUAACAGCCGUGCCUCGGUCUAGUUACGUACCAAUUAAACCUCAUCCAUAUAUAUCCCUUCCUCUAGGACAUCCUCAUGACGAUACAUUAAAUACACUGGUUAGAUCAAGUGUACAUUUUCAAGAACAAAUUAGCCCCGGACCCUCGUCAUUAUUGGAGCAGCGCCCUCUAGGAAUAGAGCAUAGUUUAGAGUCAUUACGUCAUGACUCAUCGUCUGACUGCCGCCUUCUUUGGGAGUUUAUAUAUCAGCUUUUAUCAAACACAAAAUACAGCAACUACGUAUGUUGGGAAGACAAAGAUGAGUAUGUGUUCCGAAUAAAUAAUCCAACAGGACUUGCAGAGUUAUGGGGGCAACAGAAAAAUCGAACAAAUAUGACAUACGAGAAAUUAUCACGUGCUUUAAGAUACUAUUACCGGAUGAACAUAAUAAAGAAGGUCCAAGGGAAAAGAUUAACAUAUAGGUUUUUGCAGCCGCCAUCUUGUAUACAAAAAGGUCAAAGAGGUGCUAAACCGCAUUAUAAGAUACAAAUGGACAUGAUUCUUGAACAAAGAUCUCAACAAAGCAUCAAGAAAGAUCCAGAAUCACCAGUAUCAAGUGGUGCAACAGCAACGGCAAGUUACAGUCCAUCCAUAGAGGAAGGUUAUAAAUCUUCAAAUGACGAUUUAGAUGAAUUGGAAAGCGACAAUAGUUCUAAUGUAAUCGGAAGUAGUAGAAGUAGUCCAGGUGCAAUGAUAUCUAGUGAAAUGGAAAAUAAAGCGGAACGGUCGGACAAUGCCGAUGCUUUACUUUCACGAACAUCUUCUGUCAGUUCACAAACUAUGUCACGAUCUCUCUUUUCCAGUCAGAUUCAGUUUCAGCACGGAAUUAAACAUCCACCCUAUCCAGUAAUGCCCCCACUCUCUGAACAGAGAUUCAUUCCUGUGGUCAAACAUGAAACACAGUCUGCAUAUACAUCAUCACAUACGUUACAAAGGGAACGCUUUUUACUUCAUCCUCGAGAUGCUAUACAUCCAAUUUUACACGGUGUUAAAUCAGAACACGAAAGAAUGAAAGUACCUGCCAUGCAAUUUUUAGAGAAAAACGUACGAUAUCAAGAAGGUAUACACAGAUCUCUAUCGAGUGAUUUUGCUCAAUCGCUUCAGGUCCAACAAUAUGCACUCCGUCCAACUCAACCACGCUCAGUCAGUCCGAGAACGGACGUUCAAGAGGAGCCACAAGACCUCACAACAAGGAAAAGGGCACGAUCCACCAUUGACCCACCUACCGAGUCUCAAAGGCCUCAAAGUUUCCAUUUUACAGGAUACUCCUCAGGUAAAAGUGAAAUGGGCCCGGGUGCAGAUUCCCCAACUACUUGUCAUGAGAGUAUUUAGUUCCACCCAAUAAUAUCCCACAUACAUUUCAUUAGUUUUAUACCAUCUUUUGUAAAAUUGACAGUCAAGUGCCUUGUGUCUUUUUAUUUAACAAUGGUUAACCUUUGUGAUGGCAUCGUGUCCGUUUUUUUUAACAGGGUCAAAUACAUGUAGUUUUCAUAGACUUAUAGAAGGACGCAUUUAUAAUAUAUUUUCUUACCCAACGGUUAUAUUUUUAAAGUGACUAAAUAUAAUAUGAAAGAUACUUUCAAUGCCCUACUCUUGCAGAAGAAUGACCCUUUUCUAAGGUGAGCGAUGGAGAGUCAUCAUGGCCCUCUUGUUAAUAACUAAUAAUUUAAACGUUAAAACCAAAUGAUGGUGCUUGCAGUCACAGCAUAGCAUGAAUGUGUUCAUUUAAAUUCAUAACAUUUGUGUGGAGUGUUUUGUCACUCAUGGUCAAUGAAACUGCUGUAAGUUUUGAUUGGAGAGAAUCGUAGUACAUUAUAUAUGUCUAUAUAAUUACAUGCAACGAAUCGACCGUUACCGCAAACAAAUGUAUAUUGCCGCAAAACUCAGUUUGAUUAAGUAUGACCUUACAAAAUGUAAUUUAUCGAGUAAAAAACACACACAAAACAUUUUAUCAGAAAGUGAUUGACUGAUGUAAAUAUUUUAAAAGUUUGAAAAUAAAGUGUUUUUUUUCCAUUGUUGACAAAUAGAAUUUAAAAAAAAACUCAAUUAAGUAACAAGAUUUGUUUUAAAAAGGUUAUUGUUAUUAUAAAUAUAGUAUUAUUUUUAAGUCGCAGGAAGUCAAUUGUUAUUUGCAGUUUCAGGCAUUUUGCCCUGGAUAUAAGAUAUAUAUUGGGGAUUUAUUUUAUUUUACACUUUUUUUACUAAAACCGGAAGCGACAGAAAACCCUUAAAUAAAGAUAAAACCUUUAGGCCUCAAUAGUUACGUGUUAUUCCAGUUGUUAUGUUUCUGUUUUAUUUUAUUAUAUACUGUAAUAAUUGAUGGAAAACUAAAAAUAAAUCUAUGUUGUUUAAGAAUUCUGUAAUUCUGGUCCUGCGUAGUUGUUAGAUGUUAGUUUUGAUCCAAAAAUUAUGUAUGCAUGAUUUAAAUAGAGAAAGUAUUUAAAGCAGUAUGCCUCCAAAUUUAUGAUAAUUUUCAUGAAAAUUUUCAAAAUGUAUUAAAAAGGACUGUCAAGUGAACAAAAAAGUAAUUUACACAUUGCAAAGUCAGAAUAUGCAAAUACGUUAGUCACGCAGUAGGAAUAUGGUGAUAAGGUAAGACCCUCUUAAUAGGCACUGUAAGGAGCUGUAAAAGUGACAACAUAGGACAGUUAUAUGCCUCAAAGGACGACUGUAUAAAGUUUACCGUAUGGUUUAUGAGUUAUGGACAAUUGUUUUUUUUUUUUGUUUUGUUUUUUUCAGAAAUGAGGAAACCCUGUUAAUCAUUAUUAAGAAAACAAAUAAUAGCGUUCAGCUAACAAAUCACACACACAAAGUUGUUUUUACUCAAAAUGUUUGAAAUUUGUAUAAAAAUGUUACCCUACCCCAUCCACUUUAAACAUUAAUUAAAAAACCCUUAUUCAAAAUAUCCCUAAAAUGUACCACAAUGAGGGGCUGUUUUCAAAGUUUGCCUAAAUUUUCUGGUUGAUCUUGCAAAAUAUACUUUUGUAGUUUUUAUUUAUUAGACUUUGAAAAUAUCAGGCACCAUAUUUGCUAUUAAACUUGGCAUUAUUUAGCCAAUACAUACCUUUAAUAAUUAUAUCAUCAAGGACCUUUUUAUUUCCAAAAGGGACCUGGGAGAUAUAUAUAUAAUGUAAAAAAAGGAAAAAAGUUGUUCCUUCUGUGCUUUUAACCCACGCCCCUCAGUUCCAAUGCACUUCACAGUAAUUCUAUAUGAAUACUCUUCAAAGCGGAGCUACUGCAUUAGUAAAUAUUUUAAUUUUCUUAAAAUCUUAGCAUAGUUUUCUCAAGAUUUUCUUGACAUAUUUUUGCUCGUCUGUAGGCAUGCAACUCUAAUCAUGUAUUCAUUUUCCGUGGGAAAUGAAGGGUUAUUGUUUUGGAUGUUUUCCAAACAUUGUCCGUCUUAACAGCCGCCCAUCUGAAGCGCUAAGUGAUUAUGACAAUUAUUUCCGUUUCUCCCGAAUCAUAGCUGGGAAACAGUAAAGUAUACUUCUUAAAAAUCUUCAUCAGAAUAAACAACAUCUUUAUGGGCAUCUCUACUUGUUAAUAUGAGAACAUAAACAACCUGGUUUAUCGCUGUCAAUAAUGUCACUUAGAAUGGCUUCACAAGUACAAGAUAUCUGUUAGUUCUUGUCACACAUAUUUCAAGAUCUCUGGAAUAAAACAAUAAAAUGUGCUGAGGCAUUCGAUGUGGUACUUAUGUGUAUAUUAAGUUACUGCAUUCAGUGCUACAUUCUCCCAAUUUUUUUCAAUGGGAAAAUGUUCGAAAUUGUUCAUUAUUACAUCAUAAUCAAGUUCAUUUGACAUACUGUAGCUAUGCUUACAAUAGUGGGACAAUUUAAGCGUAUGUUUACUGAGACUGAAAUUCAAUCAUAAAAAGGCAAAGGACGUACACGUAUACCGUUUUAAACAAAUAAUUUUACGCACGGUUGUUUACCUAUUAUAGUGUCUGUCCUGUAACAUAUUUUGUUGCUGACAAGGCUAUGUUAUAUUGUUUUGGCAAACAUGCAGUUUUGAAUAUUUUUCGUUUAUGUAUAUUGAAUUGCAAACAAAUCAUAAUACUAUUUAACAAAAUAAAUAAAACAAUUUAAAUCGUUAAAGAAAUUAUAUUAUCUUCUGGAGAAGAAUAAUUUUUGUUUAAUAUGUUGUUGCUCUUUUGUAACCAAAGUCAAAUUUACAAUUUCAUUGUUGCAUAAUAAAUUUUAUACAAAUUUAA
Ruditapes philippinarum (Manila clam) is the source of this 5223-nucleotide messenger RNA. RefSeq lists its product as uncharacterized. Gene Ontology annotation, biological process: regulation of transcription by RNA polymerase II; cell differentiation. Bases 573 to 2342 code for a protein of 589 amino acids. The record is from RefSeq and is a predicted model, not a curated record. The transcript has 11 exons. Gene Ontology annotation, cellular component: nucleus. NCBI's taxonomy places the organism in Eukaryota, Metazoa, Mollusca, Bivalvia, Venerida, Veneridae. Gene Ontology annotation, molecular function: sequence-specific DNA binding; DNA-binding transcription factor activity, RNA polymerase II-specific.